CCGGCGCCGGCCGAGUGAGGCGGUGAUGCGGGCGCCGGCGGCCCCGGCUGCGCCGAGCGCGGAGACACAGGCUCAAGAUGGCAGAUUCCGACUGAGGCUGGGGGGGCCGAGCUCGCGCGCCGCGUUCCCUUCUCCGUUGCCAUGAAUCGCGGACACCCCGGCCCCGAUGGCCCCCGUGUACGAAGAUAUGGCCUCACAUGUGCAAGUUUUCUCCCCUCACACCCUUCAAUCAAGUGCCUUCUGUAGCGUGAAGAAACUGAAAGUAGAGCCGAGUUCCAACUGGGACAUGACCGGGUACGGCUCCCACAGCAAAGUGUACGGCCAGAGCAAGAACGCACCACCGUCCCAGCCAGCCACUGCGACCGUCAGCGCCUCCCUGCCCAUCGCAAACCCCAGCCUGCCGUACGAGCAGACCAUCAUCUUCCCAGGAAGCACCGGGCACAUCGUCGUGACAUCAGCCAGCAGCACUUCCGGCGCCGGGCCCGUCCUCGGCGGACCGCACAACCUCAUGCGUCGCAGCACUGUGAGCCUCCUGGACACCUACCAAAAAUGCGGCCUCAAGCGCAAGAGUGAGGAGAUCGAGAACACGAGCAGCGUGCAGAUCAUCGAAGAGCAUCCACCCAUGAUCCAGAACAAUGCGAGUGGGGCCACUGUAGCCACUGCCACCACCUCGACUGCCACAUCCAAAAACAGUGGCUCCAACAGCGAGGGGGAUUAUCAGCUGGUCCAGCAUGAGGUGCUGUGCUCCAUGACCAACACGUACGAGGUCUUAGAGUUCCUGGGCCGAGGGACGUUUGGGCAAGUGGUCAAGUGCUGGAAACGGGGCACCAACGAGAUUGUGGCCAUCAAGAUCCUGAAGAACCACCCAUCGUAUGCCCGCCAAGGCCAGAUCGAGGUGAGCAUCCUGGCCCGCCUGAGCACAGAGAGCGCCGAUGACUACAACUUCGUCCGCGCCUACGAGUGCUUCCAGCACAAGAAUCACACGUGCUUGGUCUUCGAGAUGCUGGAGCAGAACCUCUAUGACUUUCUGAAGCAGAACAAGUUCAGCCCCUUGCCCCUCAAAUACAUUCGCCCAGUCCUCCAGCAGGUCGCCACAGCCCUGAUGAAACUAAAAAGCCUAGGUCUUAUCCACGCUGACCUCAAACCAGAAAACAUCAUGCUGGUGGAUCCGUCUAGACAGCCGUACAGAGUCAAGGUCAUCGACUUUGGUUCAGCCAGUCAUGUGUCCAAGGCUGUGUGCUCCACCUACUUGCAGUCCAGAUAUUACAGGGCCCCUGAGAUCAUCCUUGGUUUACCAUUUUGCGAGGCAAUUGAUAUGUGGUCCCUGGGCUGCGUCAUUGCAGAGCUGUUCCUGGGCUGGCCGCUGUAUCCAGGAGCUUCAGAGUACGAUCAGAUUCGGUAUAUUUCACAAACACAGGGUUUGCCAGCAGAAUAUUUAUUAAGCGCGGGGACAAAGACAACGAGGUUUUUCAACCGUGACACAGACUCGCCGUAUCCUCUGUGGAGGCUGAAGACACCAGAUGACCAUGAAGCAGAGACGGGGAUUAAGUCAAAAGAAGCAAGGAAGUACAUUUUCAACUGUUUAGAUGAUAUGGCCCAGGUGAACAUGACGACGGAUUUGGAAGGGAGUGACAUGUUGGUGGAAAAGGCGGACCGGCGGGAGUUCAUCGACCUGUUGAAGAAGAUGCUGACCAUAGAUGCUGACAAGAGAAUCACCCCAAUCGAGACCCUGAACCACCCUUUUGCCACCAUGACACACUUGCUCGAUUUCCCCCACAGCACACACGUCAAAUCAUGUUUCCAGAACAUGGAGAUCUGCAAGCGUCGAGUGAACAUGUAUGACACGGUGAACCAGAGCAAAACCCCUUUCAUCACGCACGUGGCCCCCAGCACAUCCACCAACCUGACCAUGACCUUCAACAACCAGCUGAACACUGUCCACAACCAGGCUCCCACCUCCACCAGUGCCACUGUUUCCCUAGCCAAUCCCGAAGUCUCCAUACUAAACUACCCAUCUGCACUCUACCAGCCCUCAGCGGCAUCUAUGGCCGCGGUGGCCCAGCGGAGCAUGCCCCUGCAGACGGGAGCGGCCCAGAUCUGCGCCCGGCCCGACCCCUUCCAGCAAGCGCUCAUCGUGUGUCCGCCCGGCUUCCAAGGAUUGCAGGCCUCUCCCUCUAAGCACGCUGGCUACUCUGUGCGAAUGGAAAACGCAGUUCCCAUCGUCACUCAAGCCCCAGGAGCUCAGCCUCUUCAGAUCCAACCAGGUCUGCUUGCCCAGCAGGCCUGGCCAAGUGGGACCCAGCAGAUCCUGCUUCCCCCGGCGUGGCAGCAGCUGACUGGGGUGGCCACCCACACGUCGGUGCAGCACGCGACUGUGAUUCCCGAGACCAUGGCCGGCACCCAGCAGUUGGCCGACUGGAGGAACACGCAUGCUCACGGCAGCCAUUACAAUCCCAUCAUGCAGCAGCCUGCGCUAUUGACUGGUCAUGUGACCCUUCCAGCAGCUCAACCCUUAAAUGUGGGCGUGGCCCACGUGAUGCGGCAGCAACCUACCAGCACCACCUCCUCCCGGAAGAGUAAGCAGCACCAGUCCUCUGCGAGAAACGUCUCCACCUGUGAGGUGUCCUCCUCUCAGGCCAUCAGCUCCCCGCAGCGGUCCAAGCGCGUCAAGGAGAACACGCCUCCGCGCUGCGCCCUGGUGCACAGCAGCCCGGCCUGCGGCUCCUCCGUCCCGUGCGGCUGGGGCGACGGGGCCUCCGGCACCACCAGGGAGCGGCAGCGGCAGACCAUCGUCAUUCCUGACACCCCCAGCCCCACGGUCAGCGUCAUCACCAUCAGCAGCGACACGGACGAGGAGGAGGAGCAGAAGCACGCCCCCACCAGCACCGUCUCCAAGCAGAGAAAAAACGUCAUCAGCUGUGUCACGGUCCACGACUCCCCCUACUCCGACUCCUCCAGCGACACCAGCCCCUACUCCGUGCAGCGCCGUGCUGGGCACAACGCCACCACCUUCGACACCAAGGGGAGCCUGGAGUCGCACUGCCCUGGAAACCCCCGGACCAUCAUCGUGCCCCCCCUGAAAACCCAGGCCAGCGAGGUGCUGGUGGAGUGUGACAGCCUGGGGCCAGUCAACACCAGUCACCACGCGUCCUCCUACAAGUCCAAGUCCUCCAGCAACGUGACCUCCACCAGCGGUCACUCUUCAGGGAGCUCGUCUGGAGCCAUCGCCUACCGGCAGCAGCGACCAGGGCCACACUUCCAGCAGCAGCAGCCGCUCAAUCUCAGCCAGGCUCAGCAGCACAUCACCACUGACCGCACCGGGAGCCACCGCCGGCAGCAGGCCUACAUCACCCCCACGAUGGCCCAGGCUCCAUACUCCUUCCCGCACAACAGCCCCAGCCACGGCACUGUGCACCCCCACCUGGCCGCCGCCGCCCACCUCCCCGCCCAGCCCCACCUCUACACCUACACGGCGCCUGCGGCCCUGGGCUCCACCGGCACCGUGGCCCACCUGGUGGCCUCCCAAGGCUCGGCGCGUCACACCGUGCAGCACCCUGCCUACCCGGCCAGCAUCGUCCACCAGGUCCCCGUGAGCAUGGGCCCCCGGGUCCUGCCUUCGCCCACCAUCCACCCGAGUCAGUAUCCAGCCCAGUUCGCCCACCAGACCUACAUCAGCGCCUCUCCAGCCUCCACCGUCUACACUGGAUACCCACUGAGCCCUGCCAAGGUCAACCAGUACCCUUACAUAUAAACACUGGAAGGGGAGGGGAGGGGAGGGAGGACGGCCAGAAGGGAGGAGGGACGAGGGGGGAGCUGGGCUUUUUAUACUGAAGAUGCCGCACAGAAACAAUGCAAACGGGGCAGGGGAGGCGGGCGGGGGCAGGGACGGGACACAAAUGAAACUUGAACUAGGAAGUAGGAGGACGGAGAGCGGAGAAGAGAACAUUUUAAAAAGGAAGGGAUUUAAGGAGGGGGGGAAAUCUAUGCUUUUUAUUUUAAAAAAGAAAAAGAAAAAAAAAGAAAACGUCAGUAGCAAAAAAAAAAAACCACAGCUCACGAAUCCAUUCUGCACCAAACUGGAAAGGAGAAGAAGAAGAAGAGAGCCAUGGAAGAUUCCAGAAGUGGGGGGGGGGCCUCGGUUUUUGAAGAACUUUAUGAACUUUUCAAAGAUUAUUUUCAUAUGGCAGCAAGUGACGUUGAAGAAUUUGCUGUCGGGGACACCUGAUACGGAAAUCCAGUAGAUUUUUAAUGAUGGAACGUAAGAAUGAGGGACUUUUCCAGAACUCUAAAGGGUCAGCAGCCCUCUAGAAAGGUCAGGCCGUGGCCGGAGGAGGCAGGUCUCUGGGGGUGGGUCCGGGGUUGGCGAAGCCUGGUUCUGGCCCGCUUGCCGGGACUGAUGGGGGCGGCCGGGCUGAAGGAGGACCCCUGGGAGAGGGCGUGUCUUCUCUUUCUGAGCCCUCUGGAUAAAUCCCUAGGCAGUGAUAUUCCUCAGACGUCAUUCAUGAUGUGUGUUGCAAACGCUAGCUUUUUUUCUUUUCUGAAGACCUCUUUUCUCUUUGAGCCCACCCCUCCUCACAUAGCGUAGCGCUCACGGCGUCGCCGACACCCUGGUGGAUGUAGCAGUCUGCACCCGUCUGUGCUACUUAGUGUUCACCCCCAACGAUGCCAAUAGACUCUUCCUCAACGUAAUUGCACAAGAAAAGUGAUCUCACGUAGGCACGUCCCCCGCGCGGUGGUCCAGGUGCACGCGCGGUGCCAGUGGUGCCGCCCUCCUGUCCCCAGCAGCGCCACCGGCUCUCGCAGACUUGGUUUUACAUCCUUCCCUCCUAGUGCCUUAGCGACCGGGGACGCGGUUGAGGGUUUCCUUCCACGGUACUCCAAGAAGCCGGCCGAGGCGGGUCACGUCAUCUCAGCCCUUCCUCUGUGCCGUUGCAACAUUUUGCUCUGGUCUUUCCUCUUUUUUUUUUUUUUUUAAUUUCUAUGUUAUGUUAAUACCUGUUGUCUUUCUUGGGCUGUUUGCUAGCAGAGGGGUGGGUGCCAGGGAGCUGGCAGGGGCUGGGAGUGCCCGCGGGUCUGGAGAGACGUGUGGGAGACGGAUGGUGGUGGGUGCAUCUGACGGUGGUGAUGGCUUCGGAUGACUUUUCCUUUGGAGACAGAGCAGGACAGACUCCCCAUCCUGCACCCUCACCCAGCCCUGCCCCUGGGGGGACCAGCUCUGCCAUUUAUUGGGACCAGAGGCCCCAUCUCUGUUUUAGGAGCGUCGGCCUUGCCGGGCAGCCGCCGCCUCCUUCCUGAUGUGGAAGGAGCAAAGGAGAGGAGCCGCCCUCAGCCCCCAGGCCUGGCACAGCCUUCCUGUCGCCGUCCGUGGGGUGGAGAGGAGGCCAGGCGCCCGGCCCAGCCCCGUGUUCUCAGACUCACCCCACGAUUCACUCUCAUAGCCCUGCGCCCUCUCCUCUGGCCCCACCAGCUGUAUUUUGCUCUGACGGUUUUGCCAGGUCCUUCCCUCUGGAGACAACCAUCGGCCGUUGUUUGCUGCUGAAUCUUUCCUCGCGUUACCCAGGCCUACCCAAGGCACACCUUCGGUUUUGGUUUUUGAGGGGUCUGGUGGGCAGAAGGCUGGAGGGACACCCGUGAGGGUAACCAGGUGAUCUUAUACGGCACUUUGGAAAAUGCUCCCAUGGGCAGUUAAGUUUCCAAGGAAAUUUGCCCUUUGCCCUCUUUGCACCUUUGAUACAUUCUGGAAAUUUUCUCAGGCUUUGAACACUGAUGGGGGUGGGGGUGGAGGGGUGUCCACCCAGAGCAAAUUACUCUUAAACACGUGAAUGUUGGGAGACGCUCUCCGGUCAUAGAUGGAACUUGAAAGGGUGGUCCUAAUUGUUUGAUUCUUGAUGCUGCGUCCUUAACUGACCCCAAAGCCAAGUUUCCAAGGUGCAGAGAGAUCGUUCCCAGUUUCGGACAGCAGUCCGUCCUCAUCCUCCCUCACUUUCUUCCCUCUCUCUACGGUUUCCCUUAAAGAUCUACUGUGAAAGGCGUCUUUAUUGUGAUACCCAACCUAAUUCAGUAACGAAGCCAAGCCCUUACCUUAGCUCUUAGCUGUGAAAUGUGAAAUCACUCUGGAAGUUUCCGCCCUCCAAGCGUAAAUUCUACUUAUCCUACAAAGAAAUCAGUCCCCAGGUUGGAGCCAGCCUAGUCCCGGCCUUAGGCCGGAAGGAGGAAAGGACACCGUGUCCCAUUCGAGGCGGGGCAGCCUUGGGCAGAGCCCCAGGUACCCAAUGGGCCCACCGGGGAGCCGUGUCCAGCAGGACAAGAUGCUGUCCUCGUGGUGCCACGAUCAAUACAUCUUUAUCCGGCCGUGGGGAAGUACCGUCGUCCUGAGAAAACAGGAAAAUGGCCCAUCCAGAGAGGGUGGGGGGAGGAAGGUUUUUGGAGGCCUCGUGAGCCGGAGGGCUCCCAGAGCCGCGCCAGCCUGGAGAACCAGCUCUGCUCUGGACUGUCGGCACCCAGAGGGCAGCAGUGCCCCGUGCCAUCUUCCCGUGCCCAGUUACAGAAUUCUUGACGGCAGACAAGCCAGCAUUUUUGCCUUAUUGGGUAGCAUCCUGGACCCCCUGUACAAUUCACUUCCAGCCCUUUCUAGAUCUGCUCUUUUACAGGAAAAGACAACAUAGCCUUCCAUUGUAAGGAAAUUACUUUGUCUACUUACGUUAGAAAUUGCUCUUUCACCUGACAUUUUCUUCCCUUUUCUUCCAGAUCAGGAAUGAAAGUUUCAUGCUGCUCAUAAAGAUAAUAUUAUUGUACUAAUUAUUUUGGUUAUUACCAGUGUAAUUAUUAUCCUAAUCAUCAUUUUGAUAUUUUAGUUGGGGUUUUAGAAUGCACAUUUAUUCCCAGUAUCUUUGUGUUUUCUCUUUAAUAUUUAAAUUUAUUUUAUUAUAUCUGUGAGUAUCUGAGUAGACAGGAGGGACAUCCAGAUGUCCAGUUUUGUCAGACCAAAAAAAACAAAAAAAAAAGAAAGGAAAGAAGGAUCCAGGAAUUAGGAAAAACCUGUCGAGAAAGAUCCACCACAGAACAAAAGUUUGAAGAAGAAUCAAAGCCUUUAUCUCUGUACAGGCCAAAUUGGGCUUUGGACAGCAUGGUCCAUGAUCACCAUCAUUACUGCAUUUUCUAGAUUCUUAGUGGCCUGGGAGGAGAUCUGAGGAGGCAUCUCAUGGGCUAAACCCUUAGCCGUGGUCCUCUCCCACCUUCCCUGCGCUUCUGAAACCUGCUACAGAGAUCCUGGCCUUAUCUCGCAUCUGAUACUGAACUGUCAAGCGAAAAACAAAAACAAAAACCCCUCUUCCCAGAGCUGACUCAGCCCCUUUCCCAAAUGCCUCCCCCCUUUCCCAUCAGCACACCAGGAGUGUGGCUUACAUCCUUCGGUGCAGAGAUAAUUGUCCCCUCCUAGAAGCCACUGGAGGUAAUGAGUUGAUGGAAGGUGCUAGGCAGGUGGUACCUUCCCCUGGGAAAUGUCAGCAUCCCUUCCCCUCACUAACCGCACUGCCCACCUCUUCAGUCCCCCAUCUCCCCCCGCCCCCAGUACAUCUUCUCAGCACACAGUUCUAGGGACAAACUGUGGAGCCAAAAAAAAAAAAAAAAAGAUGGAGGGAUAGUAGGAGGCCAGAGGAACGCCAAGUCCAGCAGCUCCUCGGAGGUUGCCAGCUACUGCCCCCCUGAAAUUUGUUGGCCAACGGAGGGGCACAGUUGGACCUUGCAGCCAGCCCCACUGGGUUCCGACUGUGCCCCUCAGGGCACAGUGCCAUGUGCCAUGGCCUUUUUUAAUCAGCUUGAGGUACCCACACACUGCCCACCAAACCCAGAAACUACUGGGCCCCGGACAGGUGAAGGAAGGUCUGGCAUGACAGGCUUCACUGAAGCUAAUGAAAGGAGAUGCCAGGCCAUGCCCAGCCCAGAGCCGCUCAGCAAACGUGAGCGCCCUCCCCGAGUCCCCACCUGCCUUCCUCUUCCAGCCAAGCACAAGAGCUGUGGGUUGGAAGCCCUAGCAGAAGACCGCAGUGGGAGAGGCCAGCUCCUGCAUGGGCUCCGUAGAGCCUUUCUGAAUUCCCACCCCGCCCUCCAACUUUGAGCCGCCCUGGCAAAUAGGAGAAAUAAAGGCUGCCCGUCCCUAAGACUCAGCUCUCAAGUAGAGGGAUGCCAACCUAGUACUUACUUAGACCACAAAUAAGCUAGAACAUCCUCUGCUCUGGAAUUAGUUCCAUCCUCCUUUACUGAAGAAACGUGGUUAAGGCUAAGACAGGAAGAUUGAAAGGACAGGUCAAGGAGAACCUCAUACCUGGAGCCUUAGGACCCGCAGGUGGAUUUGCUUCUGCUCGGUGGAUCUUGCAGACCCACCUGGGUGUCUGCACCUGUAUCUCUGCGCUUAGUGCCUCUUUCGUGAUGUUUCGGUGGUUUCCAAGGCAAGGGGUGAGCAGGCUGAUGGGUGAGAGAGUCUGAGGCUUGGUGCCAGCUAAUACUGUGAAGUGGAGCAUGUGGGUGAUCGAGUUCAGAGGGAAAAGAAGAGUUGGGGCAAACUGGCGGUUGUGUCCUGGACUGCAUUUGCAUUCUGGCCUUACUGGCAGUGAGUGGCUGGCGGGCUGUGGGAGCCAGCUGGCUCUGUCCUCUUCACCCUGGAAGACUCAAGCUGCCUGAACACCAGAUUGUCAGAUGUAAGGAAGGGAAGGUGAGAUCGGCCCAGCUGCUAACAGGCGGAUUUCCCUUGACCAGAUCUUUGGAAUUGCAAACACUCAUUUUUGAACAAGCUUGCAGUGGAGGAUUUGGGUCGUGUGAGUGUGUGUGAGUGAGUGGAGCAGACUUUCUUGGAAACUGGAGGAAGGAGAGGAGGCUUAAGGCGCUAUUGCUGAUGGGCUGUGGUUGAUGAGACGCGGUGCGGGGACGGGCUAGCCCCAGCUUCCAUCCCGGGUUCUCUGAAGCUGGGGGCGGGGUGGGAUGCGGGACCCUCGCUGGCCUGUUCAGUAGCUGCUGAGACAGAAAGCAGAAGAGAAAAGCAAGGUGCCCUCACGCAGCGGAGAGGACGCAGCAGAGAGGCGGGGACUCCUCCCGCAGGUCGCAGGUCUCUCCGGGCUCUGCUGAACGCCAGCCUGAGCGAUUCUGCCAUGAAAUAUUCCAGGCCCAGGGACCGCACCUGCUUCUCUCCCUGUCUCUGUCUUUUCUUUCUGGUGUGUCUUAAAGAUUUCAGAUGCGGAAGCCUCAGAGUUGAGCAGGUCAGAGCUGUCCGAACCAAAUUGGAAAGGAAAGUGAAAGUGUUCCUUUCUUUAGCCAAAGAACCCUUCUCAAAGGCACCCCCAGAUACAGACAGAAUGGCAUUCCUCUCCUUCCUCUCCCGGCAAUAACGACUUGUCAGAGAUGCGAUCCCAUUUGUCUUUCUCCUUCCCCUCUAUCCUGACUUGGAUUUUUUUUUUUUUUCAUUUAUUUUAAAACUGUGCUCAUCUUGUAAGAGGCGUGGAGGUUCGUAACCCUAAAUGCUGCUGCUGUUGGGAGACUGGAGGCACCGCACGGUUCUGUGGGCUUAACGAGCCUCCUGUUACCUCGGAUAUUGGCCAAAGCAGACAUGCCAGGGGUGUGGCUGCGUCGGGCUAAGGUGCACACUGGGGCUGGGCUCGGGGUGUCGGUACUUUUCUGCUUUGAUGCCUUAGGACCCUCACUUCUGAUCUCCACAGACUGGACUCAGUGGAGAAUUGGAGGUGGCAAAAUGACAUUUAAACACAGUAGAAACCUUUUGAAGGCUUUUGGCGCCCUCGCUCACUAGAGCGACGCAUCCUAGGAGAGGCUUCACACAUCCUUCUUGCAGCUUCCAGAAGUCCAGGAGAGCCAGUUCCAAACCACUUUUUCCCUUAAGACACAGUGAGAAUUUACAGAGAGGCGACCCUCCUGCAGGGCACGCUUGCUCAGGGUACCUCUACCAGAAGGGAGCAUCCCGAUGCCCCAGCUUGACUGUCGCGAGCCUCUGAGAGCCCCUAAUUGCAGACCCCUUGCAUUAGAACCUCACGUCGACUGUCCCUUCUUUGUUAAAACUUGCCGUGUCCCUCGAGUAAGAGCCAGUAUUUGUCGCAUGCUUUCAGCACGCCAGGCUCAUCCCAAGCCCUCUGUGAGCAUGACCUCAGGCGCCCUCAGAUCCAUCCCAUUUACAACAUCCUCCCCCCUGCCCUCCCCCCAGUUUACAGAGGAGGGAGGUGAUGAGACAGCUGACCCCCUAAGAAAGUAGCAUGUGUUAAAGGAAAGAAAAUACAGUGGUGACCCGAAAUCCCCAAGGUUCUAGUGAAGUUUUUUGUUAAUCAGACCUUUAUUAAAAUUUGAAUUUGUUUCACUUCCUAAAUUAGCAUCAGGGAGUGGCCUCACGUUUCUGAUGAACCAUCUAAUGAUGCUCCCAUUGACUGCGCCAAUGUGUUGAAGGUCGCUCAUCUUCAUCCUGUUCCAUUCCACCUUCAUAACAACCCUGUGAAAUCGGCAGUACUAGUCCCUUUACCCGUGAGGCAGCUGGCUCGGCGAGCUGGUAACCAGACCAGGGUCACACAGCUAGCAGGGGAGCCCGGCCUUAAACCUGGGCCUGCCUGGCUCCAGAGUCAAGCUCACAGACACCAGCCUCAGCUGUCUCCUGGGUGUACAUGCGAAGAAAGUCCUCGAAGGAGCGUCGCCCUGCGCCACCCCUGCCCCGUGCGUGGAACUCUGCAGAAGGUCUGUGUGUGGAGGGAAUCCUGAAUUGGACCCAAGCAGCAGGGGUAGAAUUAGUUUGACUUUUAGAGAAAAUCUUAGAGGAGUUUCUUUUGAAUCAUAGUAGAGUUCAUUUUCAAUUCCUUUCCAGUGUACCAACUAGCUUUAGUAGUGCUGCUGCUACAACAAACUCUUAUAAGAGUGAAGAAAAAAAAAGUGUUUUCUUUUUAAAAAAAAUAAUUUUUUUUCUUGCUUAUAGUUAAUUCUAGAAAGGCAAUACUAAAGGUAUAUAUUUUUUUCAAAAUGCUAUUUUUUACUGCACUGGUAAACAUCAUGACAUCUCUGGUCUCUGUAGUUGAUCCACUCUUCAGCUCUGGGUAGAACCAGAUGCGGGAUUCACACCAAAUUUGUAAAUACCGUGUGUGGGUCUGGUGUCCAGGAACUGUUUUCUUUGUGUUUAAAAAUUUCUCUAAAAAUAAAAAAAAAAAAAAAAAGAAGGAGAAAGACAAGAUGACUUUUAGAAAGAGGGACAAAGUUUUCUUUCGAGAUAGUCAUCUCAAAGAAGUGGAAAGCAACAGUUGUGUAAACUGAGAAAAACUAGCCAACCUUCAGGAUAUAAGGAAGGAGAGUCUCUUGCCAAGGUAUGAGAUUAAUUAGUAUCGCAGAAGAUUUUGACUUCGGUUGAAAGGUGGCAAGAAUUUAGGAAUGCUUUAGGACUAGAUUUUUAAUUUUUUAGAAAACUAUUACCAUUUGUUAUGAAACAUCUCCUCGGUUGUUUGGGGUGGGGUUUUCGUUUCUUUUUUACUUUAAAAAGACUUUAUUGACUGGCUCCAGGCAUGUUUGCCUAAAUUCUUAGGUAGUUUACACAAGUUCUAGAAUCUUCUAGAACUUUAAUUCCAUUGCAAGCAAACCCAACUAAUCAGAAUUUGAGAUCCUGGUUGGUUUCAAUAGGUAUUCUGGAAUUCUGACAGAACACCUGAAGAUUUUUUUUUUUAGAAGGUUUUAGAUACAUUAUCUUACACAAACUGUGACCUGAUGGCAAUAAUUACCUCAAAUGUGGGCAUUCAUCCUGGUUUUAGCCUUUUUUGAAAUCAUGUAGCCAGCUUGAUCUUGGGAGUUAAAAGACUAUGAAUUCUGUGUGGGCUGAAAAUAGCAAUUAGUGCACACCCUGGUCCUUGUUACUUAAGUGAACUCUGAAAACAGGUAAUCUUUACAACAAAAAUUAAACCAAGGAUGAGAUUAUUCUUUGUAUUUUGUAAUCAAAUGUGAUUUUCAAAUGCACAUGUUAAUUAUAUAUGUUUUUAGCUACUGUAAAAUGCUGUUAGCCUUCUAAGAUAUGACUUCAAGAGAGUCACAUUUUAAAAUGCAUAAACUAAAAUAAUUGACUGUGGAUACUUAAGCAUAUUUCUGGCUACAUUUUAUAGUUAAAGUGUUUUAUAGUUUACAUUUAAACUGGUACUUUUUAAAGAAAGUUUCUGUUUAUAACUGACAUCUUCAGACCCCAGCAAUUUUGCCCCUUUAGUUGGAGGUCACGUUCCCCCAAGGCAGGUGUAUUCUACCCACACUGUUGUGUAGCCCUCCAUAUUACUGGUUUCCAUGGGAACGCAAGAGCAUGUGAAAGGAUUUCCAGGUCAAGUGGGAAGAGGGUGAGUCCACAGCCUGGGCCAGAUGCGAAGAUCUCGUGCCAUGUUGUAUCCACACUGGUUGUCAAGGCCUUCUCUUUGACAUCUGGGAAGAGGCAGAGAGAACAGAUACCUGGUUCAUUGAUUUUGUCUUGAUUUGAAUGUUUAAUUUAUUAAUCGGUCCACUGAAUUCCAGUCGCCAGGCAGUAGAAGACACUGGGAUUCAGGUGGCCCCGAAGGUACAGCUGCUAUUUCUGGGCCCCCAGCGAUAUUCUGAUUGGUGUUUUGCAGGGGAGAGUCAUACACCCCGUGCCCAUAUUUAUUGGUUGGAUUUUCCGUAUAUCUGCUGUCAUUUAUUCCUUUUCUCCUUUAAAACAAAGACAGUGUAAAAGGAUGUGUUUACUUUUUUACUCUUUGUCAAACUUCGUUUUGAACCCUAGGUCAUGAGGAGGUGGGAUCUAGAUUUUUUUCUAGAGAUUGUACGUGCUGCUGAGCGGGAGGAGGGGCUGGGGACUGAGGGGCAGCCGGGGGCAGAGGUUGGGGGGACACAGUGAGAUGUGUCCAAGUAGAGGUCAUAAUUGAGAGUGCCCAUCAUCAUGCAGGAGCAGCCUGGAAGGUGCCAGUUUCCCUAAGAGUUUUGGUUCAUUUCUUCUUUUCUUUCGUGCCACAACCUUAGCACAGAGAAGCUGCUGUGAUCUGAAGGGCAUUCCUUUAGCAGAUAACACCUUGAAAACUGCAAAACACGUGGGACCAGGGAACUGGUGGUGGUUUGAAUUGCAUUUGCUUUUUCCCUGUGAACUCUGUCGACAGUAUGUUCUUAUCAUAGUUUUUGGUUAGAAAUGUCAUUGUAAAAUAUUUUUCAUCUUACCCCUCCUAAUUAUACCCCUGCUUUCCUCUGUUUGGUUUUUUUCCCUUUGCGUUAAUUAACCAAAUGAAUUUUAUGUCAUUGUCUUUGGGGCUUCAUCAUAUUUUUGAAAAAUAGAGGUAUAGAAAUUGUCUUUUUUUUUUUAAAGUAAAUAUGCUGUAUCUGAAAAGGGCUCUGCCUUUGCUCUCUAGUUUCCCUUCAGCCAGCCUCCACACGAGCCUCCUGAUGCCCCCUCCCCCUUCUUGUGUUGGGUCACUGUCCCCUUGGCCACCUUGGCCUCCACCCUGCUGUCACCACAGCCCCAGCCCAGGCACCCAGGACUCCCAGGAAGCUCUCAAGAGCCAGGAAGAAGGACCCACUUAGCCUCAUGAGCGGUGGUCUUGCCUCCCUGUUAAGAUGUUCGCCUGCUUGGUUGAAGGGGCAAUGGAUUUAUUAUUACUGUUGUUGUUGUUGUUGUUUUGAUAGUUUGGCUCAGGUUAUAAGGAAGAACUUGGGAAAUGGAAAGAGACUUGACCAUGCCCAUCUUUCGUAGCUUUCUGGGACUUCUGAAUGGAACCUAAAGCGUCCGCCACCCCAUCCCCCCUCCUCCCUUCCUGCAGAUACUCUUGUUGGCCGCGUCCACGGCGCAUGGUUUCUCCCCACCGUCUCACUCUCCCCGUCACUUUUCACCCUUUCACUGUUGUGUUACUGCUCAUUUAAAGCUUUCUUCCGUGGCUUUUCCAGGGCACAAUCAUUUCUGGCCCCCAAAGCAUCUCCUCAUCCUCUUUGUGUGCAUUUCUUUAACCAAAUGAAGUAGACCAGGACGUCAUAUUUUGGGGCAGCAGAAUUUCUAGUCUAGUAGAAUCACUGUAUAGAUAUAGAUGUUGAUAUAUAUGUUUGUGUAUAUAUAUAUCAAACCAAAUUUCUGAUAGGAAAAGUAUAGCUUUACGGAUGAGGAGGGAGAGGAGCUUUUGGAAGUCAGAGUCAGCAUUGGUUGGUGUAUCGGAGGAGCCGGGGAGAGCCCAGGCUGCACCUUCGCACGCGGGCCUGAGCAGGGUGCCGGGCCCCGGGCACCACCCUGCCACAGUGGAGGCAGGUGGCCCUGAAGGGUGCCGCUGCUCUCUCUGGGUCCCCAGAGACAAGGGCAUAGAUGAGUGAGGGGGGACAACACAUCAGAAUGACUGGAAUUUUCCAUCCCGUUUUGCUUUGACCACAUGUAUUGAGCUGCAGCCUCUGAUAUUAUAUCACGUUUCCAAAAAUGGUAUCCAUUAGGAUGGAAAGAGAAUGGAUCUGUAGAAAUGUUUACCUUUCAACUGCCCACAAAUUCAGGACACUCUGGAUAGAAAGACUCACUCCCCAGAACGAGAGCAGGGAAGAGGAGACCUGGUGAGGCUCGGUCACUGGUCCAAGGAACGUGGCCCUCCCCAGGGCCGUCUCACCCAGAUCUUUCUCUGCCAGGUCAUCUCAGCUCAAUGACCCUAUGGAAGCCCUGGUCUGUUGUGUUCCUUCACUGUACGGUUUCUGUAAUAAAAAGUGUUAAUCCAUGUUAAUCUUUGUGAAAAUUAUUGCGUGCAACAGUAUUUUCUCGUGUACCUCUUUUUCCUAUGUGAAUUGUCCCUCUUUUCUUUUUUAUUUAUAAAUGUCUACUUUUUUUAAAGACAAACCAAUGUGUUGUAGGCCUAUAUGUAACCUAUUCCUUAGUCUCAUAUUAUAGGUAUGUUAUAAGAAUGGAUAUUUUACUUGGCUUUAGAAUGUUUUACAAGAAAAAUAAUUCUUAACUGAUCAAGUCCUUGCUACUAAAAUGCUUGUGUUUUCAUCAUGACGUCGUGUGCUUCUACAUUAAUGAUCAUUUUCGUUGUAGAAAAAUGGAGUGAAUUUAUAUUAGUCUUGGAAACUAAUAAUAGCAUUGUAAAUUUAUGAGAUGAUUUUAACAGAAAAAAAUAUAGAAGAAUAUAGUUAUUUUAAUUGUAAUAUUACUAACUGUAGGGUGAGAAAGGGGGGUCCCGUUGUGGUGAACUAUGUUAUAGCUUGUUACUCACAGUUUCUUUUUGAUCAUUUUUUCGGUCUCUGAGGUGAAACGAGUUAUUAAUUAAAAUUUGUAAACUCACAUAUGCAUAUUGUAUAUGUGUAGAAAUGUAAUCACACUUUGUCUUGGAAUUACAUUAAACUGUUUGGAAUCACUGUA
Messenger RNA from Hippopotamus amphibius kiboko, 15349 nucleotides. It is a transcript of the gene HIPK2, whose product is annotated as homeodomain interacting protein kinase 2. Gene Ontology annotation, cellular component: PML body; cytoplasm; nucleus. Gene Ontology annotation, biological process: intrinsic apoptotic signaling pathway in response to DNA damage by p53 class mediator; peptidyl-serine phosphorylation; smoothened signaling pathway. The coding region runs from base 167 to 3751 and encodes 1194 amino acids. Gene Ontology annotation, molecular function: protein tyrosine kinase activity; transcription coactivator activity; SMAD binding. Lineage: Eukaryota; Metazoa; Chordata; Mammalia; Artiodactyla; Hippopotamidae. The record is from RefSeq and is a predicted model, not a curated record. The transcript is spliced from 15 exons.